Messenger RNA from Guillardia theta CCMP2712, 1023 nucleotides. RefSeq lists its product as hypothetical. Bases 1 to 1023 code for a protein of 340 amino acids. The transcript has a single exon. The record is from RefSeq and is a predicted model, not a curated record. Lineage: Eukaryota; Cryptophyceae; Pyrenomonadales; Geminigeraceae.
AUGGCGAACAAGAGUCAGGACGCUGCCCCGGUGCGAGAGAGGGUGAGUUGUGAUGCUGCCAUGGAGCCGUCGAGAUUCUCUCACGUCAGGAGGCUCGACAUGGAGGCUGACAGCUGCAACCAGCCACACCAAGGGAAUGGAGGAGAGAGACAAGUAGCGGAUGAUGAUGAACAGACACAAGCGAUUGAUGAUGAAGAGACACAAGCGAUUUAUGAUGGAGAGAUACAAGCGAUUUAUGAUGGAGAGACGCAAGCGAUUUAUGAUGGAGAGACGCAAGCGAUUUAUGAUGGAGAGACGCAAGCGAUUUAUGAUGGAGAGACGCAAGUAGUCGAUGAUUGGCAAACCCAAGGAGCUGAUGAGCGAAAGACGCAAGAAGCCGAUGAUUGGGAGAUGCAGAAGGGAGACACCAAUGCUCGUCCAGGUGACACUGGUAAAGCUCAAGAUGAUCGCCCAUCCUCGCCCGUCAAGCUUGAGACGCCUGAUCAAGAUGGAAACCCCUCCAUGUCACUCACAGGCAGACGUCAGAUGGCCAGGUCACGGACCACCAGCUUGUCAGGCGAAGCCGAAGAUGUAGGGGAGGGGCGCGGCGAAGGCGUGAAGGUGCUGGAGAGGCUGGAAGCACUCAAGGCAGAGAUCCAGAAGCUGCUCUUGACUCCCGUCAUGCAAGUGCCGAGUAGGACCGACGAAUGCGUGAGGCUGCUGGAGGAAUGCAAGGCAUCCGCAGCGUCGAUGGGAGAGAAGCUCAAGACCAUGGCAGAUCAGCUCAAGAAGGUGAAGGUGAACGUGGAAAGAAAAUCAGUGAAGAGAAAACAUGAGGGAGAACAGAACACUCCCGUCCACUGCACUGGGAAGGACCUCAGAACCCAGCUACGAGCGUCUCAGACAAGUUCGAAAGGGUUCUUGACCCAGCUUGAAGAAGAGAGGAGGAAGGGAAAGCGGCAAAAGUCCAAAGGAGGAGAACUACACGUCCAACAGCCAGCGUUCACUGGAGGUAGUCAUGAGAAAAUAUGCAGAAUAUCUUGA